CUUAUCCAUUCCUUCUCGGCCAUAUUUCUCUAUCCAGUUGCAGAAGCAGUUUCCGGCGAAAAAAAGGUGAAAAAUGUCCGCCAUGGCAGCUCUUCAGAGCUCCUUCACAACACUUUCUCUUUCAUCUACUUCCUUCUUUGGCCAACGUCUUUCACCCGCUCUCAUUCCACCACAGGCCAGACCAAUCGACCAGCCAUGCCCGAUUGUGAUGAAGCUUAAGCGAUGGGAAAGGAAGAAAUGCAAGCCAAACAGUCUUCCAAUUCUACAGAAAGUGCAUGUAAAGAUCGGAGACACAGUUAAAAUCAUAGCAGGUCGCGAUAAGGGAAAAAUUGGGGAGAUAACUGAAAUCUUCAAACACAACAGUAAAGUUGUUGUAAAAGACAUUAACUUGAAGACCAAACAUGUGAAGACUAAUAAGGAAGACAAAGAGGAUGAGACUGAGAAACAAAAAGGGCAGAUAAUCAAGGUUGAAGCGCCUGUUCAUAGCUCGAAUGUGAUGCUUUACUCGAAAGAACAGAACGUAGCUAGUCGAGUUGGUCAUAAGAUUCUGGAGAAUGGAAGCCGAGUUCGUUACCUGAUUAAAACCGGGGAAAUCAUUGAUAGUGUUGAGAUUUGGAAGAAAGUUAUCAAGGAAAAGACAACUACUGAGGUAGCUGUUGCUUCUCCUUCUUCAUAGAUUAUGUAUUUUCUGUAACUGAUCACUUCUUUUUUUUUUGUUAAAAUUUUAUUUUUUGUAACUCAAAUGCUUUGAUUAAAUUAUGAGGGGAAAAAAACCCAUUUAUAAAUUUAAUGUAAUAAAAAUAUUAGAAUUUUUAUGUA
This is a messenger RNA of Impatiens glandulifera, 819 nucleotides long. RefSeq names its product 50S ribosomal protein L24, chloroplastic. The transcript is spliced from 4 exons. Gene Ontology annotation, molecular function: RNA binding; structural constituent of ribosome. Gene Ontology annotation, biological process: translation. NCBI's taxonomy places the organism in Eukaryota, Viridiplantae, Streptophyta, Magnoliopsida, Ericales, Balsaminaceae. The record is from RefSeq and is a predicted model, not a curated record. The coding region runs from base 74 to 676 and encodes 200 amino acids. Gene Ontology annotation, cellular component: mitochondrion; ribosome.